UCCCUACUGGGGUGAUUGUUGGCCAUUCGGAAUCGAAUCUGUGCGCGCGCAUUUCGCCGUUUUCUUCCCGUUUCCCAGGUUGUGCUCUCGUUCAAAUCUCGUGUGCUCUGAUUGCUGUGUGUGAUGUUUGUUGUUGAUGUUGGUGGUAUUGUUGCUGCCAUUGGAUGAUGAUCGUCGUUUGAUAACCCCCGACCACCCUCGUAGAAGACGCUCGUCGUCGUUAUAGUACAAAGUGCGGCAACUGGCCUCACUCGCGGGAGGUGUCGCCGGCCGUUGAUUGGUGAUCUCCCACGCGCGGAUUUUUUCUUCAUCAAGUGGACGUUCUCAAACGUAGCGGGGGGUUGCCACGCUGCGUGAUUUUACAACCCCUUUAAAAUUCUUCUGGUUAGCGAACUAAGCGUGAACGAUCUUACCGGCUCAUCAAAGAGGAAGCUGAAGAAGAAGUUCGUGUUCUGCUGACCGACAGGGAAAGAGAUUUCUUUAUGACCCAAACAAUCGUCAGGUGUGUGUUUGAUGAUGAUGAUGAUGCGUGCUGGUGAAAACAUCUCGUCAGAAGAAUAGUGGCGUGUCAAUUGGAAUUGAAAGAGUGAUUCUCUACUUUGAGGAGCCUAUCGAGUCUCUGAAGAAUAGGCUCGGAUCAUCCUAUAACUGCUCUACGCAGUCGAACAAGCCGAUGAUUGAUUGUUGAAGUUCGGCUAUUAUUACGGUCAGAAACACCUCCGGAAUAAAGAAAGUUUGCCGUAGAUGGGAUUGUGAUUUAUUACGGUUAUUGAGGCAAUUUCACGCUUUACCGAUACAUGAAUUCAGUGUAAUUGGAUAAAUGAUAUUGUCAUUAUCUGCCGUGUGGUUGAACCUAUGAAAUGAAUAGCGAUUUGUGGGGUUUGGAUGGCCAUAACUAACGAGUGUACUGGUUUAAUUCCAAUAGAAGUGAGUGAUCUUCCCCUGUAGUUUGUGAAAGAAACAGUGCAAAACAGGAAAACCAACAAGAUAAAAAAAGAGUUGAUAACAGUUUGAUAAAACCAACUAUAUUGUAGUGAUACGGAAAGCUCGUGUUCUGCUACUGGAACAGAAAAGCUUGCACCUGUGCUGGUUUGGAGUUUUAUGGAUACAGUCGGUGAUCAGAUCGUGCCGUCGCCAAGUUUUUGGGUAAUGCAGUCACCAGAAUUAGAAUUUCGGCAUGAGCUGAUGGGGCGCAUAAGCAAAUUGGAAAACGAUGUCGUCGAGCUGGAUGUGGUUCCGAUUAAUCAACACAAUCCAUCAUCGAGCUGUUCAUCACCGCUGCCGCCAUCAUCGGCACCAAUGGCCACCCAACCGUCCGCCUUAGCCGGAUACACCGGUGCUGGUGGUCAGACGACGAUGACUUACGACCACCAUCACAGCUACGGGAAGGAGAUGUUUUUUGGCAGCAAACAUCGAGAUGCACUGUGUCCGGAUACGGAUGACUCAUUUUUGCGACCUCCUCUUUGGGAGGACAUCACUAGCUCAAUACAAAAUAUUGACCCGGAGAAUGCCGUCAUGUUGGGAUCCCUGAACGGUUCCACCAUUGCCCAAGUGAAGACGGAAGCAGUCGAUGACAGUUUCCUAGAACCGCUGUCGUCUCCUCUCCUAAGUCCACUGGAGAUCAAAACCGAGAAGUCUCUCUCGCUCCAUCUCAACAAUAACAACAGCAUACACCAAAAUCAGUUGCUAAGCGACAGUAGUUUUAAUAACAAUAGCAAUAGUGCCUUCCUAGCUAAUAGUGAUUCGACCUACCUGCAACACUCACACUCAGCAAACCUUGCCACUAGUCACCUGAGCCAUGGUCAGCAACACAAUCUCAACGGCUACAUGGGUUGCACGACGAAUGGCCUUCCUGCUCCAGCGACUCAAACUCAUCAUCAACCCCAUCCCCACCAUGCGAAUCAACACCAUCAACAGGGCAAUCACCAUCAUCUGCAGGUGAACCAAAACAACAACUACUACCAUUGGCCUCCUCCUCAUCCACUUCCACCAAAUGGAAGCAGCGGCCAUGGAGCACCGCAAAUGUACCACCCCAAGUACCACCAUCCGGCACAAGGUUCCACCAUUUGUACGCCAAUCUCGAGGCUCAUGUAUGUUCCACCGCUCACGCCACCAAAUUCCGACCCCGGAAGCCCAGGAACUACGUUACAGAAUCAAUCACGAAGGACGCCACCUCCUCCGUAUCACAAUCAACAGCAACAACACCAGCAACAGCUAUCAAUCCACUUAGCAGGCCCAAACGGGCAGCAUCCCACCCAUCUGCUUCACCAUCAACCUCCGCAUCCCAGUCACCCGUCACUUACUUCGGUAUCUAUCGUUCCUGCCGUCGGAUCUCAUCAAUCCCUCAACGCAGCAGCAGUAGCAUCCACGCCAUCGAUAGCAAUAACCUCGGCAAUCAGCCACCACACUACCAGUUCUAGUGGUAGCAGCAGUAGUGGCAGUGGCAAUAGCAACAGCAGCAACACCAGCAGUUCAAACGGUAGUGCAAGCAACGGCGGUGGCGCCGGUACAAAUAACAAUAGUGCAAGUGCUACUAACAACAACGUGGUGUCUAGGGUAGGCAAUCGGAAACGAUCGCAGCACAGCAUCAACAGUGUUCUGAGCAGUGUCGGGGUAGUGAAACAUAUCGUCGGUCGGUACAACCGGCGCAACAAUCCAGAGCUGGAGAAACGGCGGAUACACCACUGUGAUUUCAUGGGAUGCACAAAAGUUUAUACCAAAAGCUCUCACCUGAAAGCCCAUCAACGAAUUCACACGGGCGAGAAACCGUACACCUGUCAGUGGCCCGAGUGCGACUGGCGCUUUGCCCGCUCCGACGAGCUCACCCGACACUAUCGGAAGCACACCGGCGCGAAACCGUUCAAGUGUAUCGUCUGCGAGCGGUGCUUUGCACGGAGCGAUCAUCUGGCACUGCACAUGAAGCGCCACCUGCCGAAGAACAAAUGAGGUCAAUCGAAUGGCACAAAUAUGUUGGACCUCGAAGUCCCACUUUUCCUUGCUUCUUCCCAUGUGACUACUAUUACUUAGAGAGCAACAACAACAAACAACAGCAAUUCAUCAGCAGCAGCAGCAGCAAGAUGAUCGUCGUGUCCUCAACCAUGCACAAACUACUUAGGCUAUCGAUUAAAGUAAGAUUUAGAGAAAAUGAUUAGUAAAUGAAACUAAAACCCAUUCCACCGUCCUCCUGAUAAAAGUGUUUUAGAACAUGAACAAAAAAACGUAGUCGUGAACCAAAUUAAGCCACUUAAAUUACUGCAAAACUUGUUUCCCUCGACCCGAUCAGAUGAUCGCCGCUCUCAAAACCGCGUUCUCAUCUUUUUGGAUCCCAACGAAUUCAAACGCGCCACCUAUGACAAUAGCAAAUAACUCACUGCAUGACAGAAACUCUAUCCAUAAUUGCUCAGCGCUACAAUCGGUUAGCUUCAUACAUCUAUACGCCACAGCAUCCCUAGCUGGCCUCGAAAGCGAAAGUUCCGAUCGGUAAACCAAAACAAAAAUGCGUAUAAAUCUCUCCUAAGUUAAAUAUUUGAUGAAGCCACCGCAUAAUGGAAGCUGUUCCCCCAUGAAGAUGGCGCCACCAUCGAUGGUGGAACGCAAAUGCGAGUAGCUGUCAAUAGGUCAAUAAUUGCAUUUAAAUUUGGGAGAUGUUUAGGUGGACGGAUGUCUAGUCAGUUUCGUCUCGAAUUGUUUGACUCCCGCUCAUUGCUUAUUAACGCACAAUUUGCGUGAGAAAGCAUGAACGUGUGUUACGGAGCAUGAAAGAACACUCAAAAACAAGAUUUUUCUGAUUUUUUCUUUUCAAAAGAUUAUUUAUUAUUUAUGAGAAUUUUUUUUUCAAACAAUUUCAGACAAGUAGCUUAAUAUUUAGACUUCCCACUCUCAAUUUCAAAAAGUCGCUAAAAAUAUGAAGAUUUUCGUGUACUUAUGUUCAAAUAUCGUGUCUCCAAAAACAUUAUAAAUGUGUUCAUAAGGAAGA
Molecule: messenger RNA, 3976 nt
Organism: Uranotaenia lowii
Lineage: Eukaryota; Metazoa; Arthropoda; Insecta; Diptera; Culicidae
Gene: dar1
Product: Krueppel-like factor 12
Exons: 6
Coding region: 1102-2946 (614 amino acids)
Biological process (GO): regulation of transcription by RNA polymerase II
Molecular function (GO): RNA polymerase II cis-regulatory region sequence-specific DNA binding; DNA-binding transcription factor activity, RNA polymerase II-specific
Source: RefSeq, a predicted model, not a curated record